AUGUUGUUAUUUGAAUCGGAAAAGAAGCAGUCUAAGCAGAAAGUGGGUCUCCGAUAUACGGAAUUCCAAGCCGUCGUACUAGCUGGAUAUGGCCACAGACUGUACCCACUUACCGAAGACAAGAAUGUUCCCAAGGCACUCCUUCCUGUCGCAAAUAAACCAAUUCUAUUCUACGUUCUUGAUUGGCUGGAAAAAGCAGGAAUCUACGAUGUAAUGGUUGUCACCCAUCCGGAUGCAGAACAUAAAAUUGGGACUUAUCUAAAGAAUGCUUAUGACGGAAAGAUAAAGCCGAGCUUAGAAGUCAGCAAAGAGGAUGAUGCUGGAACUGCCGAUGCUUUGCGAGUCGUCAAGGAUAAGAUCAAGUACGAUUUCGUCGUAAUCAGCUGUGAUCUAGUACUCGAUCUUCCACCUCACAGUCUAUUAGAUUACCAUCGCAUACAUAAUCCCACAUGUACCGUACUUUUCUACGAGUCAAGUAAAUCUGAAGGCAGUGGCAGCAGUUCUGCAGGAUACAAAGAGGAUGGUAAUAAAGUUAUGCAAGAACUUGAUAAUUUCUUUGCGGAAAGUGUGAAGGAAAUAGUCGGGGUAGACAUGAUGAGUUCGCGUCUCGUGUACAUUGCACAGAGUGCCGACCUAGAUGAUGAAUUGUCAUUUCUCGUGGCUGGGACAGAAGACUAUUUAAAAUCCGCGCUUCCCUAUUCAUCCGCGUGGGCGGGCGAUAAUGACUGUUAUGUAGACUGCCAAUUGUACGUUUACAAGGGGGAUUUCUGCUGUCGAAGUAACACCAUUUCGAGAUAUUAUGAAGUGAAUCGACAUAUGGCAAAAUCGGUUACGGAUACUCGAGUCGCUACAACUGCUGUUGUAAACCAAAAGACACAGGUCGGUGCUGACUCGCUUAUCGGUGAGGAAACAAAAAUCGACGAACGUACGUCGAUCAAACGAUCUAUCGUAGGAUCCCACUGCAUUAUAGGCAAAAACGUGAAAAUUACUAAUUCUAUCAUCAUGGAUAAUGUUGUCAUAGAGGACAACGUGAAGUUGGACGUAUGCAUUGUGUGUAAUAAUGCUAGAAUCAUGGAAAAGUCAAUAUUGAAAGAUUGCGAGGUUGGAGCCGGAUAUGUCGUACAAGCGGAAACACAAACGAAAAAUGAGCAGCUAGUAGAAUUUCGCGACCUAUGA
Molecule: messenger RNA, 1176 nt
Organism: Paraglomus occultum
Lineage: Eukaryota; Fungi; Glomeromycota; Glomeromycetes; Paraglomerales; Paraglomeraceae
Source: the annotation of a GenBank genome assembly